This is a messenger RNA of Cetraspora pellucida, 408 nucleotides long. The record is from the annotation of a GenBank genome assembly. Lineage: Eukaryota; Fungi; Glomeromycota; Glomeromycetes; Diversisporales; Gigasporaceae.
AUGGAACAGAAACAAAAGUCCACCAAAAAAUUUUUAAACAAAAUUUUCCAUCCAAGUGGAAAUAAGAAAAACUCAUCGACAGUUUCACCUCAUGAGAAUGAGUUUGCUCCUUCUUUUGUUGCUUUGGAUCUAUCCAACCAUGGUUCAUAUCCACAACGUCCUUCUCUCAAUUCUGCAAAAAGUUCAACCAAUUCAAACAAUUCAAACGAACCUUUUCACUAUGAAAGACCAGGUUCAGUUCAUAGACGUUACUCUUUUUCCAACGUUCAUGAAAAUGGAAGGCAAAAGUUAUUAGCUGCAAAAAGAAAAGAAUAUCAAGAAAAAAUGGAAGCAUUUGACGAUCUCAUUCAGAGAAGACGCGGUGUUACUUUGACUAAUGUGUUGAAUUCUGAAGCAUUGAGUCGUUAA